AUAAGUUAGAAAAUUGCUUUUUAAGCCCCAUGGAUUGCUCUCAAACCCCCCUAAAAUCCCAAAAUACCCUCGCAAUUGAAACCAGUUUCGUUUGGUAAAUACAACCCGAAAGUAAUUUCGUUCGGUAAAUACGGGACGAACACUCUUGGGUUCGGUAAUUACGUGACGAAAACGCUGUGGUUCGGUAAAUACGUGCCGAACGGACGUGAGAUACAGUUUUAAACACAAAACAUCUCAUUAGUUACGAUAAUCACAAGUGUUGAAGGUGGAAGGGCGAUUCUCUAGGGUUUAGGGUCGCAAAUUCGAAGGCAAGAAAGAAGAACAAGGUGAAAUUCGUUGACAACAAAUCAUUCAUCACCAACGGUUUGGAUUGCGUUUUUGGAUUCUUUCACUUCAACAAGAAUGACAGAUGAUGUUGGGCGAACAAGAGGUGGAAGGGAAAGUAGAGCACAUGGCUCUGCACGAAGAGAGGCUGCGAAGGGCUCUGCACGAAGAGAGGCUGCGAAGGUACAUAGAAACACAAGACAAACUAAGGGGAAAAGUGUUAUUGUAGAGCCUGAAUCUGAAGAUGAGAAUGUGGAGGAACAACAGUUUGAGGAUGAGCAUGAAGUGGACAUAGGGCAACAGGCGUCUGAACACGAAGAUGAGCAGGAAGUCGAAGAUGAGAUGGAAGUUGCUGAUGAUGUGGAAGAUGAGAUGGAAGUUGCUGAUGAUGUGGAAGAUGAGAUGGAAGUUGCUGAAGAACAAACACCACCACCACCAGAAAAAAAAUCACGUAAAAAGAAUCCGAGAACAACACAAGGAAGAAACCCACCACCUGUAUCAGAACCACCAGUUACAUCUUAUGAUGGUGGUCCAAAGGAGUUGUCGUUGUUGCCCGGAUUUGGGAAACAUGUUGCUGUCGCGAUUUGGAGAGGAGAUUGUAAAAAUCGGUACUUGAGGUGCAUGAACAACGGAAAGAAAAUGAACGACUUCGAUUUACCAAGAAGAGGAGUUCGGUGGUUUUGGGACGUUGUUGAUGCUACUGGACUUCGACCGCUGUUGAAGACAAAUUACAAUCAUCUUGACUGGGGUCUAUUGACAGCAUUUACAGAGCGAUGGCAUCCGGAGACCGGUACUUUCCAUCUGCCCAUUGGUGAGAUGACCAUAACCCUGGAUGAUGUGUCUUGCUUGCUUCACAUUCCGAUUACCGGUAAAAUGCUCAACCACCUUGGAACGUCAUGCACAGUUGAAGAAGGUGAAGAUAUGUGUUACGAGUACCUAAACUUCUCAAGAACUGAAUGCAGAAAGGAAUUUAAAAAAAUGAAAGGAGCACAUAUUGGGUUUUUCAUGCUGGAUAAGAUAUAUACGGAAAAUAUGAAAGCUGUGGUGCGAGCUGAAAAAAAAAAGAUGCCGGAUGAUAAAGUGCAGCAUUUGAGGGAAUGCACGAUUAGAUCAUUUUUACUGUACUUGCUUGGUGCAACACUUUUCACCAACAAAAGCAUGCAGUAUGUAGAUGUCAUUUUCCUGACAUACUUGCAAGACCUAAGUUUGGUUAAUACAUGGAAUUGGGGUGCUUCUGGGUUGGCUUAUAUGUAUAACUACUUGGAUGCUGCAAGUCGCCCGAGAUGUGGAAAUCUUGGUGGUUACAACGCCAUGUUUCAUGCAUGGAUUUUGUCGCAUUUCGAGAGGUUCGGAUCGCGAUAUGUUGACACUAACUACAGCCAUAAUGAUCCAAUUGCGGCCAAGUAUUAUCCAUUUAAAGGUGGAAAAUGUCCAACUGAGCAUAGGACCACAUUGGAUCGGAUGGAGGUUGAUGAGGUAACGUGGCGCCCAUAUGAGGAUCACAGACAAACACGCCCAUUUGAAGAUAUUAGUUGGUACACCGGCUGGAUUAUGUGUGGAACCGCUAUGAUCUCUCCAUAUUUGCCAGAGCGUGUCCUCAGGCAAUUUGGACAUGUGCAGUCUAUUCCCAGACAUCCAGAUGUUUCUGCAAAGGCUGGUAUGACUCGGUUUAGUAUUGCUGAAGCAUUUGCUGAUUAUUUGGUUGCUAACUAUGUCACAGAGGAAAUGCGUGGCCCGAGAGCACAUAAUGGCUUUGAGACCGUUGACGGAUACAUUGCUUGGUUUUAUCGUGUCUCGCAUCCGAAGUUAUGGGCACCAAUUGAUGGGAACCCGAAAAGACCUGCCGAUUAUGAAGUAUUGCUUGAGGAGGACAUUGCUGCAGAAAAAUGUGACGUGUUUGAAAUUUGUAAGACGGUGCACGCAGAGGUGAGGGAAAAGCUUGAUGGUGACUUGACAUUCGAGGAGGCAAAGGAGCUACUUGAAAAGGUUUACAAUGAUUUGACGCCUGUGGUGACAUAUUCUGUGCGACGAAGGAAAAAGGCAGACUCGGGUGAAGGAAAAAAGCGAAAGAGGAAGAAGAAACGUUCAGGAGAGGAGGCUGGAGAGGAGGCUGGUCCAAGUAGUCAUUAGGAACAAAGGACUUUAAUGUAUGUCUGGGUUGUAUUUUGUAUUUUGAACAAUUGGACUUUGUAUUAUGUACGACUAAAUUUAUGUCUUGGUUGUAUUUUGAACAACGGACUUUGUAUUUUGUGCGACUAAAUUUAUGUCUCGGUUGUAUUUUGAACAAUUGGACUUUGUUUUUUGAACAA
Molecule: messenger RNA, 2633 nt
Organism: Trifolium pratense (red clover)
Lineage: Eukaryota; Viridiplantae; Streptophyta; Magnoliopsida; Fabales; Fabaceae
Product: protein MAIN-LIKE 1-like
Exons: 4
Coding region: 403-2454 (683 amino acids)
Biological process (GO): meristem development; meristem maintenance
Source: RefSeq, a predicted model, not a curated record